Theileria orientalis strain Shintoku is the source of this 1980-nucleotide messenger RNA. Its product is annotated as replication factor-A protein 1. Lineage: Eukaryota; Apicomplexa; Aconoidasida; Piroplasmida; Theileriidae. Gene Ontology annotation, biological process: DNA repair; DNA recombination; DNA replication. Gene Ontology annotation, molecular function: DNA binding. The coding region runs from base 1 to 1980 and encodes 659 amino acids. Gene Ontology annotation, cellular component: nucleus. The transcript is spliced from 17 exons. The record is from RefSeq and is a predicted model, not a curated record.
AUGUCGUUGCCGCGAAUAUUGUCAAAAGAUUUCUUCACACAGUUGGCAGAAGCAGUGACUACGGCGAAUGAGAAGUACUUCCAAGAAGUCCACGAAUGCCAAGUGCCAGUAAAGCUUCUCUGCCUAGAACAGUCGUGUAUAGCAGACAACAAAUACCUAAUAGAAACAAUAGAUGGGACAGUGCCAUACGCGUACAAACAUACGUGCUUGGCACUAGUUCCACCUUCACCGGACGGAGAUCGACAACUGAUAGGGAAAAUAAUCAGUUUUAACCAAUACAAGAUAGCAAGAACGAGAUCGAGAUAUUUGGUAGUGUUGACGAGGAUUUCGGUGGUUCCAGGCGACUACAGACACCUAAUAGGAAACCUGAUUCCUACACUGGUGUAUCACCCAGGACUCGGAAUUGAGCAAGACGAAAGCUACAAAAGCCCAAAGAAGGAAGAGAACACGAAGGAGUCAGGUCCAGUGAGGAAGCAGGAGAACGUGAGAUCAGUGAAGACGAUCUCAAACCCAUACGAGCCGCCGAAAAACGUGAAGAAAAAGCUCGAAAUACCGCCGACUAAAAUCUCGGACCUGACGCUGUACACACCGAAGUGGCUGAUAAGAGCAAGAGUGGCGUACAAGUCGGACAUAAGGAAGUUCAACAACCAGAGAGGAGAAAGUCAGCUGUUCUCAGUGGAUCUGUGCGACUCGAACGGAGAGAUCAGAGCAACGUUCUUCGGAGAGUCGGUGAACAAGUGGUACACGUUCCUGGAGGAAGGCCAGGUGUACUCGAUCAGCGGAGGACAGCUGAAGCCUGCGAACAAGAAGUUCAAUAGCCUGAGGCACUCGUGCGAGCUGGUGCUGGACGAACACUGCCACAUACAGCUCUUCCAGAACGACGACACAAUACCGUCCUUCUGCUUCUCGUUCACGCCGCUGGACCAAAUACAGAACCUGAAGGUGGGAGAACAAAUAGACGUUAUUGGAGUGGUGGUGACGGCAAAAGAUUUGCAGACGGUGCAAGUGAAGUCCACGGGGAAGGCGCUGGAAAAGAGAGACUUCCUGAUCUGCGACUCUACGAAGUCGAGCAUUUGGCUGACGAGCUGGGGGCCGAAGAUAAGGAACUUCAACUACGAAGGCCCGGACUCGCACCCGCUGGUGUGCCUCAAAGGAGUAAAAGUGAUAGAGUGGCAAGGAAAAAAGUUGGAUGUGAUGGGAUCGACGCAAGUAAUAUUUGAGCCAGUGAUACAAGAAGCACUGGAGCUGAGAAAGUGGUGGAACGAGAACUCGCACACCUUGAAUUUUGGAACGGAAACGAGUAGAGGAUCGAGUUCGAAAGUGUUUAACCAAAUGAGCUCACUGGCAGAAAUCAUAUCAGCAACGAAUCAAGCGCUGCAGUUCAAGUCAAUUGACUCAAACGGAAUGAUAUUCACAACGAGAGCAUUGAUAGAAGUGCUAAAGGACGGAACGUUCUCGUGGCCAUCGUGCCCAGGGUGCCGCAAGAGGAUGAACAACGACGACGGAUGGUACUGUCCGAGAUGCGAAAACAGAGGAACCCCAACGCACAUGUACAUGCUGACGCUGAAAAUAGUGGACGAGACGUCACACAUGUGGGUGACAGCAAUGACGGAUGUCGGAGAGGAUGUGCAGUCGAUAAUGGGAACGAAGGCAUAUAACCUAGUGAAGCUCAUGGAAAAUGGAGGAACGGACGAAACGGGGAAGAAUUUUGCAAACUAUUUUGAAGAAGUGAGACUAACAGAAUACGUAUUUAAAAUCAAAGCAACGGUGGAAAAUUUCAUGGAUGAACCAAGAUUAAAAUAUGUAAGAACCAAUAUAAACAGGAAUAGAUUAAGCAGUAACUAUAGUAUAGCAGUAACAUUGGCAUUGGUAGAAACAGCUAUACUGAAAAUACUAAAGGCAAUACCACUGGAAAAAGAAGUGGAGUUCGCAAUCACAGAUAGAGUGGAGAGAAUCAAAAAAAUUAUGACGGAAGAGUAG